This is a messenger RNA of Melanotaenia boesemani (Boeseman's rainbowfish), 3319 nucleotides long. Its product is annotated as protein SSUH2 homolog. Bases 77 to 1141 code for a protein of 354 amino acids. The transcript has 12 exons. Lineage: Eukaryota; Metazoa; Chordata; Actinopteri; Atheriniformes; Melanotaeniidae. The record is from RefSeq and is a predicted model, not a curated record.
GUGGCGUAUAACGGGACGUGCGUGUGGCUUGAGCCCUGAUGAAACAGUAUUUUCUCUGUGAUUGGUGUGUAGCAGGAUGAGCAACGCAGGUGUGUACCCCCCUCCCACUGCUCCCCCAGCCAAUAUGUUCGGCAACGUGCCUGGAUAUGAGGACAUUGCAAACGGAGGUUUCAUUCCCCCCACACCUAUGAAGCAUGGACCCCUACCCCAACCGGGUCCUGCCCCCACUGAGUGGAGCAUCCCCUCACUGUCAGAGGAAGUGGCUCGUGAGGCGUUCAAGAGCUUUGCAUCAUCUAAUUGCUGCUAUAGCUCAGCACCAGCAAACGAUGGUGUCAUCACAAACAUGGAGGUGUACAACACAUACAGGUAUCGUCUGGAAACGUUCACUGAGUCCAGGUCAACUGAGUGGGCUCACAAACCCUAUGAAGGGGAGCAAGCUGACUUUUACACCCAGACCGCCCCCAGACCCUGGGAGAUCAACGCCGCACCCUCUAAACACUUCACCAAUCAAACGGAGGAGAUUCGUGUGCCCUACACCUCUUCCAUCAAGGUAUGCGACAAGUGCAAUGGCCAAGGGACAUUGCCCUGCACUGAGUGCAACGGAGAUGGAAAUAAACCGUGCUGGGUGUGCAAUGGCUCUGGAACGAGGAGCAAUGAAAACUGCACUCGCUGUAACGCUUCGGGAAAAGAGAGGUGUACAGUGUGUGCUGCUCGUGGAACGAAGGAGUGUGAUACCUGUAAAGGAAAACGACAACUGCUGAGUUACAUCAAACUGAAAGUGAAGUGGACAAACGAGGUGGAUGACCAUGUGGUGGAGCAGAACUCUGGUCUGAAAGUUGAUGAUCUGCGCUUAGUGAGCGGCAAGGAGCUGUUUAAGAGCAGCCAGGGCCCGAUCUACCCGCUGCUAGGGUUCCCAAACCCAUCCAUCUCUGAGGCUUCUGAGCGUCUUAUCAGAGAGCAUCAAUCCAAAUAUGCUCAAACUUCCAGGAUCCUGCAGCAGAGGCAGACGGUGGAAUUAAUCCCCAUCACCAAGGUAAACUACAAGUGGAAAGGUGACAUCCAUUUCUACUACGUUUACGGAAAUGAGAACAAAGUCAUCGCCAACGACUAUCCAGCCACCUGUUGCUGCGUCAUCCUGUAAACACACGAUCACAUAGCUAAAACCAGACUGUUGUUCUUUUUUCUCUUUGUGGCUCUAAUAUUACUUUUUCUGCAUCAAAUCAUCAAGUUAGAGGAAUAUUGCUUUUUCUUCCUAUUCCAGUCAACACUUUAGAGCCGCUGUCCAUUGCUCAGGUCAGACAUGUAUAGUCACGUCCACUGACACUUUUUUUUUCUUCUCAGAUUUUCACCAAGUUACAGUUACGUAAUGAAUAAGGGCAUUUAUUGGGUCAGAUUGCAAAAAUACUUAAAACAGUACAUCAAUUAACUGUGCACAGAAUAAAUCCUAAUACUUUUCUUGUAACCUCUGUUAGCAUGAUGAAUUUAGCUUAUUCUCUAAGAGUUUUGUUUUUUAGCUCUGGCUCUCAGACUCGUCCUCCAGUUAGAAUGAUGCAAUGCUUUACAAGGCAGACAGUUUUACUACAUACAAUAGCUCCUCAUCAUGUAUAUCUGCCAUAUCAAUCUUUAUUAACCCCAAAGAAGCUUCUUCUUUUUUUUUAUUUUUUAGCUAAAUUGUUUACAUUAUACACUCUAUAAAGAUUCUGUGUACUUUUGGACACUUUUUUAUGUUGUGUUUAUGUGUUGUUGUUUCUUUUGUUUUUCUUUUUUUUUUUUUAUAAAAGUUUACUAAAAGUGUGCUAUUGUUUGCCAUCUUGAUGUUUUUACAACAUCUAAAGUAUUGCUGUGAUUCCACCACUUCUUUUACAGUGGUGGUGCUGCUUUCCAUUGUGCCUUCAGCUGCUAACUGUAAACCAGGUCAAUACUGAGGUUUGGUUCAAUAGCAAAAGUUACGGCAUUGUCAUGCUUCAUAUCAAUGUUUUUGUUUUUUCGAAAAAAUGCAAAACUCAAAUAUUGCUAAGCUUUAUUUGUUUUGCCUUCCCUGCCACAUACAAUACACAAUUGUAUCACCGAACAAUGUACAUUAGACCUUGUCAGCUUCAUCUUUCUUCAUGUAAAAACAAUCAACUGGCAGUCUGCCCGACAGUGAAGGGUAUUCUGGGAAGGUGGAAUUAGAAAUCAACGAGUACUGUUUGUUGCCUGAAAGUUGUGACAGAAAAAGAUUGUAAAUAAAGACACAGCUGAGGUUUAUUUAGUGAAAAAUCCUGUAAACCACAAACUGAAAAGACUAUCUCCGAUCCUGGUGUUGUUCUUGGCUUAAAUGAAAACAUUUCUUUCUCGAGCCGUUUUUAAAACCUUAAAACCUUUUUGAUGUUUAGAUGGUUAUUGUUGUAUGUUCAUUACAUUACUAAUGUAAAAAUAGAUUGCAGCUUCACGUAUGUGGUUAACUGCUAAAACGUGGAUGGAGGGAAUCCAUGUUUUCUGUGUACACAUGUUUAAGUCAAGAGUUUGUUAUGAUCAUUACAAGUUACUUUACUCAGUCCAACCUGUGUAUCUGUGAUGUGGAGGAUAAAGCCACUUCAGUUUUUUUUACAUUUUUUUUCUUUGUUUAACCAGUCAUGCACAUGUUUUAUUUUCACUUGUUUGAUUCUUUGUUUUCUGACCGUUUAUGCAUUUAAAAGAAUGGAGUAUUUGCUUUGGAGCAGUUACCUUUUCAAUAGAACAAAAAUUAACUUUAACAUUCUUAUUUUCAUAAUGUCCACAUUGCAAAGUGUGGUUUUUGCAUUAAAUUGUUAGUGUAAUGCUUAACACUCACAUGUUGAGAGUGUCCUUGAACAAAGCUUAGUGUUAUAUCUCACAGUAAAGUUAUGGUGGAAUAUGAUAAGUCUUUAUUAUGUUGAGUGUUUCUUUGUCUGCAAUGUCCAUGGGGGGCUUCAAAAUGUGAGGCAGGCCUUCCCAGAGAGGCUCAGUGGUUGGAUAGGAGCAUAUAUUACCUCAGUUAUCAAAAGAAUUUGUAAUGUGGUUGUAAAGAUUAAAUACAAUAGUUGUAAAGGAAUUUGACUUUUUUUCUUACAGUAACAGACUAAUAAAUACCAUAUGAUAAAACAUUUAGGUAUUUAAGGCAGACUUGCACCGAGUACGUAUUAGAUUAGAAAUACUCACGAUUCUAUAGAUAUCUAGGAAUUUAGCAAACUAAGCAAAAAAGUAGGUUGAGUCAGGUCUUUUUUGCCACUUUAUCAAAGCUGCUACUAACAAACAUUUCUGCUACUAACCUCUAGAAUAGUCUGCUGUUGUCAUAAAUGAUUAAAAAGUAAAGUCUGAA